Messenger RNA from Melitaea cinxia (Glanville fritillary), 1387 nucleotides. RefSeq names its product proton-coupled amino acid transporter-like protein CG1139. NCBI's taxonomy places the organism in Eukaryota, Metazoa, Arthropoda, Insecta, Lepidoptera, Nymphalidae. Gene Ontology annotation, cellular component: vacuolar membrane. Gene Ontology annotation, biological process: amino acid transmembrane transport. Gene Ontology annotation, molecular function: amino acid transmembrane transporter activity. The record is from RefSeq and is a predicted model, not a curated record. The transcript has 8 exons. Bases 1 to 1335 code for a protein of 444 amino acids.
AUGUUUGUUUACGAGUUUAUGGCUGGUUUAGUGGACCACAUAAAAGGAGGAGAAGAGGCUGAGUCGUACGAUCCACACGAACACCGAAAAGUUGAGAAACCUACAUCCUAUUCAGACACAAUGAUCCAUUUACUGAAGGGAAGUGUAGGUGCAGGCGUGUUGGCUAUGUCAGAUGCAGUUAGUAGAGUGGGAAUCAUCACCAGCAUAUGUGGUAUCCUGCUGAUUGGUUUCUUCGCAACAUAUUGUGUUCAGCUUCUUAUUGCAGCACAAUAUGAACUGUGCAAGAGAUGGCGAUGUGGCUACUUAGCGUAUCCAAAAUCGAUGUUGCUAGCUGUUCAAGACGGCCCUCCUUGUAUGCGCUGGGUGGCUCGAACUCUUUAUUAUUUUGUAGAUACCGUUCUCGUUUUAUGGCAACUCGGUAUCUGCUGCAUCUAUUGCGUGUUUGUUGCAGAAAAUAUGAAACAAGUUUUUGACUUUUACGGACAAGAAAUGUCUUUGAGGCUACAUCUUUGCUUUUUAAUAGUACCUCUCACGAUCAUGGGCCUAGUCAAAGACCUCAAGUUGCUAACCCCUUUUUCAUCAAUUUCAAAUGUGGUUACAUUGUUUGGAUUUAUUCUUGUAUUUUUUUACCUUAUCGAAAACGACGUCAUAGUUGACGAAGAUAAACUUAAAAUUAAAGGCUUCAAAGAAAUACCAUUUUUCAUUGGUACCACAUUAUUUGCACUUGAAGCUGUCGGAGUGGUAUUGGCAUUAGAGUACAACAUGGAAAACCCUAAGCAAUUUGUGGGAUUAUUCGGUUUAUUCAACAUCGGUAUGGUUAUAAUCAUGUCCCUUUAUUUGUUAAUGGGGAUUUUUGGAUACCUUAAGUAUGGAGAUGACGUAAAAGCUUCCAUCACGCUAAACUUACCCCAGGAUCAAAAAAAGGCACAAGCCGCGAAACUCAUAUUUGCGGUAUCAAUAUUUUUGACAUUUCCACUACAGAAUUUCGUUGCAUAUAAUAUUCUCUGGAGAAAAUUAAAAAAAAUAUUCAAGAAGCAUCUUUGGGGUAUCGACUACUUUUUACGUAUUCUUCUUGUUGUUAUUCCGUGGUCGGUAGCAGUAGCGGUGCCAAAACUUGGACCUUUUAUCGCACUUUUCGGUGCACUGUGCCUCUCACUGUUGGCGAUGGUUUUCCCGGGUCUCAUGGAUGCGUGCGUGUGGUACCCCACGACCUAUGGAUUGUGUCGUUACCGCCUGCUUCGUGACAUAUUUAUAGUCAUUGUAGGAGUUGCUUGCCUACUUUCAGGAUGUUACACUAGUUUACUAGAAAUAGCAGCAUCAUCUGAGGAAGAUUAAUUUUAUUCGCGUAUGCAUUAAAGUGUCCAAAAUAAAUAAAAAUUAUAAAUUU